AAAUUUUCAAUUAGUCACAGACGUGAUGAAAGCAGAGAAGCAGCAGAAGCAGUGAUUUCGUAAUCUUUGGAUGCAAUGGAGUCGUGGGAGGCUUUAAAUUAAAAUGUGACCGUUAUUAAUUUAUAUUUGAUAGUACUUUGAGAUUUGAGUGUAGAAGGCUGGAUAAAAAAAUUGUGUGCCUCUUAUUUUAAUCAGUACUGUGUUUCUUACGUUACGCUUGUGGAAGCAUGUAAUAAGUCGAAGAAACUGCUUUGUUUACAUUUAGGGUGUGAUCAAUUUUCUGCUCGAGAGAGCGUUUUAAUUUUUAUGUAUUAUUUAUUUGAUUUAUAACAGGAUGGUGAUAAAGUCUUCAAUGCGUCGCAGUGUCAGAAUUUUAUUAGUUGGUGAUAGAGGUGUGGGUAAAACAUCUUUGAUACUUUCGCUUGUUAGUGAAGAAUUUCCUGAGGAUGUUCCAUCAAAAGCGGAAGAAAUAACAAUUCCAGCGGAUGUCACCCCAGAACAAGUUCCUACUCACAUUGUUGACUAUUCAGCCGCGGAGCAGUCGGAGGAGUCGCUGUGUGAGGAGAUGCAGCGUGCCCACGUGAUCUGCGUGGUGUACUCGGUGGACGACGAGGACACCCUGGACCGGGUGACGACGCGGUGGUUGCCGCUCGUCCGGGACUGCUGCUCGGACUGUCGCGUCCCCGUCAUCCUGGUGGGCAACAAGGUGGACCUGGUCGACUACUCCACCAUCGACGCUGUUUAUGCAAUAAUGGAGGAUUUCCCAGAAGUGGAAAGUUGCAUUGAGUGCUCUGCAAAGACUUUAAAAAAUAUCUCAGAAAUGUUUUACUAUGCUCAGAAAGCAGUAUUACAUCCAACAUUGCCUCUUUAUGUGAUAGAUCAACAAGAUCUCACUGAAGGUUGUAAAAAAGCAUUGAAGAGAAUAUUCAAGAUAUGUGAUGUAGACAACGACGGCAUCCUCAACGACGCAGAGCUGAAUGCCUUCCAGCGGCUGUGCUUCAACGCGCCACUCCAGCCACAGGUGUUGGAGGACGUGAAGGCAGUGGUCCAGCGGAACUGCCCGGACGGCAUCGCGGCAGAUGGCAUUACUCUCACAGGAUUUUUGUUUCUCCACUGCCUGUUCAUUCAGCGGGGACGAAAUGAAACUACAUGGACAGUACUUCGUAAGUUUGGCUAUAACGACAGUUUACAAAUGUCAAGAGAUUAUCUCCAUCCCAGUAUCCGCAUCCCGGCCGGUUGCACCACGGAACUCUCCCACAAGGGUCACCAGUUUGUAAGCUCUCUCUUCGAACGCUACGACAAGGAUAAGGACGGAGCUCUCUCGCCUAAAGAAAUUGACAAUCUGUUCUCUUCAUGCCCUGCCCCUCUUUGGGGACCCGACUUUCAUAGGACUGUCACGACAAAUGCACACGGCUGGAUUACGUUGAACGGUUUCAUCUGUCAGUGGGUACUGGUUACUCUGUUGGACCUGUCCCGAGCUCUGGAAUACUUUGCGUACCUUGGUUACAACACUUCAGAAAAAGACAACCAGCUGUCAGCAAUCCAAGUUACAAGAGAAAAGCGAUUGGACUUGGCUAAGAAGCAGUCAUCUCGCAACGUUUACCAGUGUCAUGUUAUCGGGCCACAGAAUUCUGGGAAAUCAAUGUUUUGUCGAAGUUUUAUAGGACACACAUUGGAGAAGACAUUUGCUCCGGAGCUGGCGGGCAACCCUCAGUGCACUGUGAACGUGGUGCAGGUGUACGGACAGGAGAAGUACUUGGUCCUGCGAGACAUCGAUGUGCGCAACGUUUCCGACCCACUGCUGCCUGCUGAGGUGCAGUGCGACGUGGCGUGUCUCGUGUACGAUGUCAGCAACCCCAAAUCAUUUGAAUAUUCUGCCAGGAUUUAUCUCAAAUACUUUGUGGAAAGCAAGAUACCUGUGUUGAUUGUAGCCAACAAGAAUGACCAGGAAGAAGUGUCUCAGGAAUACCUUCUUCAACCCUCUGAUUUCUGUAGCCGCCAUAAAUUACCUCCUCCACAUCCCUUUUCUGCUUCAAAUAAGAUCAAACGGGACGUGUUCGUCAAACUGGCUACAAUGGCUGCCUUUCCCCGUUUUCAUGCAGCUUGGAUUUUGUUCUACAAAACCAGACACAUGAAGCAACUUGGGUUUCUCCGAGGAGAUUCUGUCGUCUGGUGGAAGGCAGGCUUGGGUCUUGCUGCUGCAACUGCGAUCGGUCUGUUUGUUGUCAAAGUGCUUAAAACGGACAAGAGCUAGUUGCAGUUGGCUUUCUGCAGGGGGUAAGGAAAUGUGAGCUUGCAUCUGUCUUCUGAACUCUGUCACAGAACUCGUGUAUAAAUCUAGUGUUUUGGAGAUUAUGGUAGAUUUCUGUUCACAGAAUUAAGGUAAAAACAAAACCCUAAAGUUUUUUUUUUUUUUUUUUUUUUUUUUUUUUUUAGUUUGCAAAGUAAAGGACUUUAAUUCAGUCUGGUAAACUGUACAGGACUGAAUAACAGUGGAGUAGAAAAAAGAAAAGUGCAAAAUUGUGUACUGUGUUGUGUUAGAGUACGUUAAAAUGUGCUUAUGAGAUCAGGAUUGUGUUAUACAGUUUUAAGCCUACCAUAGUUUAAAAAAAAAAAUUACUUUUACAACCAAAUUAAGUACAUAUUUGAUUAAUUUAAUGGUAUUGGGAAUUUCUGUGUUUGCAGUCUAAAUAAUUUGAUUACCAUAACUUCUGCAUUUUAUGUAUGCUAUUUUUAGAUGGGAGAAAAUAUUUUCAUGUCUCCAUAGAAAACACAGAUUUUGGUUGUGGUGUUUUAGUGCAAAACAUAGCUUGUGUUAAAAUUUAUUUGUUUUGAUUUUUUAAAUUAUUUAAGGUCAUGUAUAUGAAUACAUGUGUUAAUAUUAAAGUGACAUGUUAAGUUUAGUUGUAUAAAAUCUCAAAGAUUAGUUUAAAAUUAGUUGUAUUAAAAUAAUUUUAUUGUAAUAACAAAACCAUGAAACAGUUGACUUUUAUGUUUAAAGUUGAGAAUGUAGGAUUUGGUUUCAUUGCAAUUACCAUGGCAAUUAUUUUAUUUCUACAGUAUAGACACCAUUCUGUCCAACAAACUUACCUAUUAACACAUUUUUACUGUUAAAAGUGGCUGAAUUAUAACAAAACUCAGAAAAAUGAGGCAGUGUUGUGUAUUAGGUUUAGUGAUUGUUGGUUAGAUCUAUUAAUCAUUUAAGUAUUUAAAAAAAAAGCAAAUAUUUAAGCUGUCAUGUAGACAGGUUUCAUUUAGAUAAUACAAGAAUUCAAUGUCAUCUCAGCUGAACUUUUUAUUCCCUGACAUUCUCAACAUCUCGUUCCUAUCCAUGUAAUCAGCUUUCUAACAAAGAGGUUCGUAGUGUGCCAAUGGGACUGUAUAGUACCAAAUGUUUUUUUUCCCACUUAAAUUUACACAUACUGGUUUGCUUGACCAAUCAGCAAAAGAAUUAACUACCAAAAACAUGUGAAAUUUUUAAUGAAUUUAUUUAAAAGCGUGGUUUUCUUCUGUUGUGUGGUAAUUUAAUAAUUAAAAAUAGGAUGUGUGCGAUGAAAAGAAAAUUGUUUCCUUCUGUAUACUUAACAUCUGCAUCUGGAAAAGUUUUCAGAACACUUCAUUUCGAAUGUAUAAGGUACAAGCAAGUAGUUGAAAGUUAUGGAUGUGGAAAUAUACUGUAUACAUACACAUUCAUUUUUGCUAGAAACAAAAAAUUUUGCCCACUCAUUUUAGAAUACUUCAUUUGCAUUAUAUAUUUAAAUGACUAUCAUUGUCUCUUAUCAGAUUAGUAAAAUAUUUGCAAAUAUACUUAACUUUCAGCAUUUAUUUAGAUUAGCUGAUUACAUGGGAGUCUUAUCAUAAUGUCAUAAUUUCAAACCAUUUACAGUUGUUUAUUUUCUUUGCAAAAUUCUGAAUUUUGCAUUCUGCCAUAUUUUAUUAUGUUUUGAAUAUGGGUUUUCUCAAACACAGUUUCAUUGUUUUAGUGCUAGAAAGCAAUCUGACAAGUUUUAUACUAAUUCACAUUCUCUCUCCCUCUAUUUCUCUUUAUCACUAGUAUUUUAGUUCAUGAAAAAGUUUUUUUUUUCUGGCAUAGUAAUGAGGUAAGAUUUUUAGCACAUUCUGUUUUAUGAGAGCUCUUUAAGUAUUUUAUAAGGAUUCUAUUUGUAUGUCAGCUUUGAUUUUUAUGAUAACAGCUACAAUGAUGGUGACGGCUAAGAUUUAUACUACAGUUGCACGCCCGAAACAUCCAAGUUUGCGCAACUUCAGAACUUGCUUUUGGAAAGCUUAAGUAACAAUUAUUUUACUGCAUUGAUGUGGCUGACCUAACUUAACGAACCCUUCACUAAACUAUGGUCUCAAGGACCUUUAAAAUAUAUCACACUUCUGAAAUUGCAAAUUUUGGUCAUGUAAGUGAGGAUGAUAAGUAUUAGGCUAUUGUACAAUGAUGUCUCCAACACAGAAACCAUGGUACUCGUAAAUGCUGAUACCAAUUCCUUCAUUCUGAUUAAAUAGGUAUUUGUAUUUAACCUAAACAUUGUAGGUUUGGUGCUUUAUCAUAGCUGUGGGAUUACAAAAUAAGGCCAUAGGUUUGUGUGUAGGUAAUUUAGUUUUAAUAACUUGUGUUCACCAAAAUAUGUAAAUGUAUUUGAGGAACUGCACAUCUGUAUUCAGGGUACCUUUUGUAAAACAUGCAGCUGUUUUGGAGGUUAUGCUGCGAAAUGUCAAUUGUACUAAAUAUUUACAUAAUUGUAUAAAGUCCAGUGCAGCUUGGGAUUCACAUUGGCUGUUUGUAUGCCUAUGAAAACAAAUUUAGGGAACAGACUGAUCUCAUUUUCAUAUCUUCAAAUUUUUCCAAAGUUCAGGGAUAGUAUUUGUAUUAAGUAGAGGUCGCUAUAUUUCUAAUACUUAACAUUGUCAGGGUGUGUACAGUAGGUAUUGUAUAAUUAUUUUUCUUAUUUAUUUUUUUAGCUUUUAAAAUAAUUCAGACACAUGACAGAUGAUAUAAAAAAAAGUAUGUAUUUGUUAAAAUAUAGUUAUGUUGUGUGUUGUGGUUUGUGUGCGUAAGGAUGUUUUAGCUCAUUAUCUAAUAUCUUUGGGAAACAAUGUUAAACAUUUAGACUUUUUAAAUGACUUAAUUUUGGAGAAAUAAAAAUAAUUUUAUGUUGCUAAUUUUAUGCAAAAUUAGCUCUUUGACUUCUUAUAAAUCAGGAGAAUAAAAUUAAUGAUAAUACUGGAACUUUACAGGUUUAAAUUCAAUUUAAGGCUUUUUCAUGAUUGAGUUGAAAAAUUUUAAAAGAAAUUUAUUCAGCUUUACCUACAUGACAUUAUUGUUAGCAAAAAAAAUCAAUACUUGAAUUCAUUUAUUUUUCCUUGUUUGUAUGUUUAAAAAGUUAAAAUUCUGACUUUGACUACUAAUUGUUCAGUGUGCAACAGCUUUUUUUUUUUUGUUUCAUGUCACAGAAAUUGUUACAAAAAAUUACUAAAGGUUGAAAAAUUCAAUUAAAGGCAACACACUAUUCUUAAGCAUCCAAAUAUCUUGAAGUCACAUGUUGUUGAUUAAGUAUUGGGUUAAGUUCAGGUCAGGGCUGCCAAAAGAAAUUAAGUACGUGGGGGCAGAUAAUUUUAUCAAGCCCCUAAUACACGACUCUUCAAAACCCUCACUAUUUAAAAAAAAACCAAAAAACUGCAAAUACUUAAGAGAUUAUAAUGAUGUAUAAGUUUUUUUUAACAGCAUUUUAAGAAAAGUUUUCAAAUUUUUCACUUAAUAAAACAUAAUUUUCAUCCUUUUAUACCUUUUAAAAAAUAUGCUAAAAAAAUUUCUUUUUAAAACUUAACAAUUAUGUAUUACUGAACAACUUAAAAUAGAACAUACAUAAUAUUGAACAUCUUAAAAAUCAAUAAACGUGGAGUUUGAACAUAAUGAUUAGUUAAAAUUUUGAGAACUAUAAGAAAUUUCGGUAUCAAUUAUUGGCCUACUUACUUUAUUUUGCAUCUAUGAUAGGUGAUACAAACCCAAUAUUAAGUUAAUUUGUCUGACCUUUGUUAGUCUUUUCUUCUUUUUGAAGCUUUUCAUUCCAUUUUUGCACACCUUAUUUAUGUUGGUGUUUCAUAAUUUUCUUGAAAAAAAUAGGACAUUACAUUUUAUGUGACUUGCAUCUUUAAGUAAAUAGAUAAAAUAAAAUACGUAGUAGCACUUAUUAUUAUUAAUGAACCUAACAAUUCUGCUCUCAUUUCUAACUCCGAAACAAAAUUAGAUUUAAUAUGUCGUGUAACAAAUAUUUUUUAAGCUACCCUAUUUAUUAUCUACAUGUUCAGUGUUACUCACCACAUGAGAUUUUGCAUCUUUGUACUUAAAGGUCAUUUAAUUAAUGUUCAAAGUAAACUGGAGACAAUUGGUUAAAAAAAAACACACACACACACACACACACAUACAUACAUACAUACAUUAUAUAUAUAUAUAUAAUCUAUAACAUGAUUAUGCUUCACCAACUGUGUGUGUUGUGCCUACUGUAAGAUGCUAAAACUGAAAAAAAAAACAGUCAACAAAUCAAGGAGCAUACAUAAAUGAGAGUUACUGGCUGCAACCGAAGCUGUCCCACUUGUUAUCUUGAAAUAACAUCUCUCGCACACAUCAACCUGUCGUGGCCGGCAGAUUUUUCACUGCCUUAUCAGGUUUUUGACAUUAUGCAUCCAAGCGAUAACCAACAUGAAACAAAAUAGAAAAUAUCUCAUAUAUGUAUAUUUUUUGUCUUUCCAUAUAGUCUUUUAUCGUAACUUUCUUCCAGGCAGAUUUGCUUCUACAAAGUUAUCGUGGCCACGAUUAGACGCGAUAUGAGCAUGUAGCAUAACUUGUAAUUUUCGUCCUGCUGUCAGGAUAAAUCCAUACAUUAAAAAGUCUUGAAAUGUCACGGUGCCCCCCUGGUGACCGGACCCUGGAGAUUUUUCCCCCCUUCCCCCCCCCCCCCCUUCUCCCCCCUCCCCCACUCAUUUGAAAGCCCUGGUUCAGAUUAGUGGUAGGUUAGGAUAGCAAAUAUUUGCUUUGCAAGUUUUGAUACAUGAAUAAUUAUUCUCUGUAAACAUUUCUUAAGAGAAAAUUAGAGUGUAAUUUAAAGGUCUGGUAAUAAGACAUAAAUGUGAAUCCUCUUAGUCUCAGUUGCUAACUGAUCUCCUUCAUGUCAGGAAAUGUAGAAGUGUUAUUCAUCGACGUUCUUCAUGCCAUUGUACAAUCUUAAGGACGUGGAUACCAUUACUUAGUUGAUCCAGAAGGUUUAUACUUGUGAGUCUCCAGGACGACAUUGCAGAUCUUAUGUAUUGCAGCCAUACAAUUAAUAUUAGGCAAUAAAUUAAAGUUAGAUAAAUACUUAAAUUUUUAUAUACCAUAGCGACCAUUGUUAAUGAUUGUUUAUGGUUUAACAUUAAAAGAAUAAAGAGGUAACUUUGUCUGUUUCCAACUAAGCACAUCGUGAAGAAAAUUUGAGUAAUUCUAUCACAGUGAAAUUUUUUUUUUUUUUAUAUUUUGAAAAGCUGUACGGUAUAACUAUAAAUACAAUAAAUAUGCAUUAAUCUUAGUUGAGCUUGAAAGGAAUAUAUUGUAGUUAUUAUCUAGGAACUUUGUUUCUUUUUCUUUAUUGUCACUGUGAUAAUUUUCAGUACUAAUCAUUUGUAUAUGAAUCCAUUGCACAUAUUCAUGGUAUUUUGUAAGUGCAUGUUGGAAUUCUUGUGUAUGUACAAGUGAUUAUGGCUUGGUAUCCAGUGGCGGAUCCAGGAUUUUGGUUUGGGAGGGGCUUGACCCAUCUGAGGCUAGGCUUUAUCAAGGCAAACACUAAAAACAAUAGUGGACCCAGAUGCUUUUGGAGGGGGCUCGAGCCCCUUAGCCCCCCCUCUGGAUCCGCUACUGUUGGUAUCUAAAGAAGAUGCAUGGAAAUUAAGUUUUAUUCUCCCUAGUCUAUUGUGUCCUCUAAGUGAGUCGGGUUCUGAUUAAGGUCUGUUUUGACUGGGCCUCUUAACUUUUACCGCAUAGGAUGAGGUCAACUGCAGAUUUGAGUGUUCAGUUUGAAAUUACUAAAUCUGGUAACUUGUGAAAGGUUUUAUGUUGCAUAUUUUGUUUUGCAUAAGAUUUUAAUUUUGUGUGUGUGGAUGAAAAUGUAUAUAUAUUUUUUCAUUGUAAUUAUGUAGAUGAAAAAAAUUACACCAAAGGAAAAAAAACUGUCAUUGCAGUUUUAACGUAACCAAAUGAAAAUAAUAGUGUUGUUUUGUAAAAUUUGCAAAUUUUUUGUGUAUUUCUGAAAUAUUAAUCGUUAAUGAUGAAAUAUAUAUCUGUAAUUGAAUUCGUUCUUAUCUAUUGAAAUAAUAAAAAAUAUAUAUAUUUUUACUUAAAUUACAAAAAAUUUUCAAUAUGUUAAUUUGUGAUGAAUUGCUUCAUUCAUAUAUUGGUAUUAACUGCAGCUAUGCAAGACUGUCACAUAAUUAGUUUGUUUGGGAAACAAGAUGAACUUAAACUUACGUAAUUAAAAAUGUAAGCCCGUAGCUAAAUUCGUACAUGAUCAAGAUUAUAGUUCCUGUCUUCCCUCCUAACAUGCUUUACUAGUAAUAUUCAGUGUUUAUAACAUUUUUGCUCUGAAUAGUAGUUAUGAAAUAUUCUAAACCAUUUGUUGUAUUUUGAUUGUAAGUUAUAUAAAAAGAAAGUAUGUAUGCGUUUUAUUUUUGUCAUGGUUUAAAUGUGAAUUUAUGUGUACAAAUACUUAAAUAUUUGUGUUACACAAAGGUGAACAUGCUUUGGGUUCGUUUCAGUUUUGACUGGGACUUAGCAGACAGUUUUUUCUAUUUGGAAUUUUUUUUAUAACCAGUGAGGUUACACUACAUUGAGGUUUUAUUCUGUCAAUUUAGUUUUUUCUGUAAUUCCAACUCUGAAUGCCUUCUGGUCACUACUAUCUGCUAGUCACACAUUACAUUUAAUGUUCUAUGAAUGUUGUUGUUUAGGAGUCCCUUAUUGAAAAACAAAUUAUGUGGUUUAUGGAUUGUGCAAUUUUUAGUUUUAUUGGUAUUAGGAUGUAAGUAAAAAACAUUUUUAAGAUGUGUGAUUAUUGUGGAAUUAUUUUGUUAUGCCAUGUAAUGCAAUAGGUUCCUGUAGCUUAAACAGUGUUUCUAGUCAUUCUUCAUUUAGGUAGUAUUAGAUUUAAAUUAAACUUGUAAAUAGUAGUAGUCUUUGUGGGUUUCACAUGCUAUUUUUACCAUCACAAUUUCUUUAUGUAAUCAUCCCACAUAAUAAAAAAUUGUACUUGCCAAUCUAGACAUUUGGCUUACAAGAAUGUAAAUAUGUACUAUGUUUUAUUGCAUAAUUGUCGCACAUUUUAUGGUAAAAUAAAGUUUAAAUAGAAGGGAUGCUAUUUUUAUGCAAAAAAAUCAUUUUUUUAUGUAAAGUUAUUCAUAAAAACAAAACCUAUUCUUGGAAAGUAUGUAUAUUUAAAAAGUAAAGUAUAUAAAAGCAUGCCAAACAAUUCAUAUUACAGUAUAAUCCCGCUGAUGUGACCCCUCAUGGUUUCCGGAAAAAACUGACUUAUAAACGGAAUGGUCGCAAUAGAGGAUUCGGGCCAUUUCCCCCCCCCCCCCUCCCCCCAAUUAUAAAGUGAAUUUGCGUCACGCGAGUUCGGCUAUGCUAGCCGGCUGGUUGUUAUUUUCGUUCAAAACGUGGCGAAGGAACUUGUGUGGAUCAGGUAGAAAACAUUCGGCUAUAAACGAAAGAUAUAAGAACAAUGCUAUCCUGAAAUGCUAUGACAUGUUUUUGGAGUAGAUAAUCACAGCGACAGACCGACAGGAUGCGCUCCCGUCCUUGCAGUCAGCGAUGUUUAUUUUGACAGCUCAAGCAAUUAUCUUUUCCACGUCCCUUCACAGCAUAAAAAAAAAAAAAAAAAAAACACGUGUGGACGAGUAAGUGAGGGGAAGGAGAGCGGAACUGCUGGCUGCGCACGCAUCUACUCGCCAGUCGCCACCGUCUGGCGGCGCGCGCGUACGUGUGUGAGGCUGGCGACCAGCAGCAUCGUUAGCUAGCGAGAGUGUGAUGGUAAAUGUCGACCUUGACCACUUCCGCUUACUGCAGGGCUUGCUCUCUUUUAUCUCUGUCUCCCCCUCCCACAAAUAUAUUGGCUGGCAGGUCUCGCCCUCUUCACCUUCUUUAUCUUAUCUCUCACGCACACUUGAAGCACCUAAUACGUCGCGCCCCUCAAAUUUUUCAAUUUCAAAUUGCUGCCUUCCUUCUGUACUGAAUUAUAAUUUCUUCUCUCUUUUUAAGAAUCGUGAAGAGAGUAGACUUUGGAAUGCCAUAUUUCUGUGCUAUCUUCGUCUUGGAAAUUGUCUUCUUAUCCACUUGCUGGAUAAUCUCAUAAUUUUCAUUAGCGACAAACUGGCUCGCUUUAUACUCAUUUUCACUAAUCCACGAGUCCGUGUAAAUUGAAAAACGAGUCACAAUCGUCAAACGGGACCGGGACCGAGACGGCAAUAGACGCGCGCGUAGAUGCUAUCAGGUGAUGCGCGCAGUUUACCGGUAUUGGCUAGCGUGGACAGUCUAGAUGGGUGGUAUCUAUUUUUAGCCGUCUUUUGUCUGCCUGCUUACAGUACAGCGCUCGCCAAGAUAAACGUGAACACACAGCGCCCAACAAAGUGUAACAGACUUGUUUUUCAGCCGAUUUUACUCAAAUUUUCGACUUUCUCUGCUCAAAUUUUUCACGGUUUCUCAAAAAACGGUUGUAUAAACGGAAUGGACGCAUCAGAGGGGGGUCGCAUCGGCGGGAUUCUACUGUAAUAUCAUGCAACGAAAACAUUUUGUUCAACUUUAAAUACAAAGAUGAAAACUGUUACCCAAACGUGAGCCAGAAUGCAUAACUAUUGUAGUACAUACCACGAAAGAGUGCAGGCUAUCAAAUGUAGUUAACUCAGCACUAGACAGAGCGUACAUGUUGCAUGCAAUCGGUGAGCAAUCCAAAUUGAUAUUUGACUACAUGUGCGCACUCUAUACGGGAACCAACAUAACCAAACUUUAACGAUUCCAGCACUUUGAAAACAUCUUUAAAAGAACAUUUACACAUCACACAAUAAGUAAGCAGUAAUAUCCAAAUGAAUGAUAGAUUUAAGUUUUAAAAUACAUUGUUUUAUACUGUUAUCUCCUGCAGCGACUCAAAAAGAGUUGCCAAGGGAGAUAGGGUGGGUUUUUAUCUUGCAAAAAAAACUUAAACAGUUUUGUGUACAAGACGCUUUUAUUGGUUAUAACAAAACACACGAGAAACAUGCAAACUCGAUAUUUAUACGUCGCUGUUUGCUUCAGUAGCAGAACUCUGUUAACAGCAAAUGGCUGACGGUGUCUGUGAACACAAAUUACACACUUUUACUUCCAUGCAACGAGUACCAACACGGAACGAAUAAUAACCCUGACAGAUACAUUUAGAUAUUAUGAUAGCAAUGGGAACAAACAAUGUAACUUUUGUAUUAAAAUAUUCUUUGAAUUAUUUUACUGAUACUUCCAAAAAACUAUGUUGUAAAAUUAAAUUAACUUUACACAAUUCAAAUCAUUAACUGGACUUAGACUUAUAACAUUACGCAAAAUUACAAGAACUUUAUCUUACACACAAUUCACAAUAUAUACUUGACUUAGACUUAUACUAUUAACAUACGCCGCGAGUUUGGGUCCUCCCUCCAUUUAUAUAACAAACAUUUAAAUCAGACCCCUAGUGGCGUUUUCGCCUACACUCUAUUGAGGUGCGGCCAACUCGUAGUCUUUAUUCCUAGUUCCGGCUUUUCGGCGUCUCAGUCUGGUCUCUAUUAGUUAACUACUCUAUGUACAAAGUCAAUUCCGGGUAAGUUCGCCAACACUGCCUAUAAACCCUCGUCGCCGUAUGCGGACAACGUAGAUGUCGACCUCCACUCUCGUUGCUCCGACUCGCUCGUUCGCCACUCGCUGAGCGAGUGUUCCUAAUCGAAAGUCUGCUACCCUCACUAUUUACCUUCAGGGGGUAUUCGCCCACCCCUGAGGACGUCAAAUUCGAUUAGCAGCUUUCCUCAUAAUUACUCGCCGAGCGAGUUCCUACUCGCUCCUGGUGAGUAUUGGUGGCGAGUUUCUUUUUGUCGUGGCGUCUGAUGCUAAGUCCGUUUUUUUCGUGGUAUGUCGUCUGCGGCUAAGUCCCGAUCCAGAGUGAAAAAGUUAAAGUUCCACUUACGGCCUUGUUGGAAUUCGGCUAAGUUCCACCUCGGCUUCGGACAGAGGUGAUAGUCUCCGCCGCUGCAGGCAGAGUCCGGUUGGGACCUCUGGAUGCAGAGUGACUGUCUCUCUUGGCGGAGCAGCGAUCCCUUCUGCCCCGGGUGCGGAUUUUUCUAAGUCGGCAGCGUCGUGGUGCAGCGAAGUUUCGGGCGUCGUGGGUGAUGGCGGCAGCGUGACGAUUUGUAGUCUUCUUCGGAGCGGUGGUGUAAGCCAAAGCCUCUGGCUAGUAGCCAGGCACCUUCUGCUUGCUGCUUGCUAACAAACCCGUAUUUAUACCCGGCGAGCCCCGAGUGACAUCAUCAAGAGCCAAUCAGCGCAACCCCGAAGUGACGUCAUCAAGAGCCAAUCAGCACAGACCCGAAGUGACAUCAUCUAGAGCCAAUCAGCGCUCACUGCGUUGUUGCUAAGGGCUCGGUCGCCUGUGAGCCUCGGGUCGCCUGUGAAUUCCGGGUUUCCUGGGGCCUAGGAGUUAUGCAACCUCUUAGACUCCCGUUUAUUGCUGUUGUCCUGCCUUUUAGGGGAUUCUCGUUAGGUAGGAUUUUCCUACCAUAACAAUACAGGAAAAGAAGUUUAUGGGCAACAAAAAACUUAUAUCUUAUUAAGAAAAUGACGGGACCAAAACAUUUGACUAUAUUGGACAGUUGUGAGGUACAUCUUAAAUGCAUAUUGUAAUUACUGUAUUUUCCUAUAAUAACUACCGAACUGCCUGACAGUAACUUAAAAACAGAUUGCUGUGCUGUGCAUGGUGCCUUAUCCUGUCAUUUUUACCACCUACAUAAAGUACUUGGAAUCCAACAACGAGAUCAAAAACUUCAUGCGACGUUUAUGCGAGAAUUUUUUUCCAAAUUUUGACACCCUAAAAUUAUGGUGCGACAAUUAUGCGAUAUAGACAGUACUAUUGUAAAAAAUAAUUUUUAGUAUGUUAUGACUAAGUUUCUGUAUGUGUGUGAAAUGUUAAAAAUUAAAGUUUGUGGUUUAUGUUUUUAAUUUAAUUUACCACUCUCAGGUAGCUGCUAGGUUAGGAAAGACAUUGUUUAUGUGAAUGAUACAUUUGGCGACACUUGUAAUCUCAUACACUUGCAGUCUAAAGGCAUCUUUGCUGAGAGACUGCUUGCAAGUAUGGUGAGAGAAUGAUUAUUGGUUAUGCCCCUUGAAUAAGCAGGAUCAUCAAAGCUUAUACUAACUUAAGAACUGCAGUUAUCUGUUACUGCCAUAACCAUUUCGUUUCUUUUUAUGCUGUGACUGUCCCUAACUUACUCCCUGAUCAAUACAACUCUAACCCCACAUCACAAAGUUAAGCUGUUGUAUUUCUGACCCAAAUUGUUUGCUUGAACAGGGACGAGUUCGUAAUAGCUUGUGUGUGGUAUUUCGUAAUCUAUUUUAACUGAUAAAUAUUUUGCAUUUAAACUGCAAUAGUUCUUUGAGUAUUACUUGGCAGUAUUUUUUUAAUAAUCAUUUUAUACUUGGGAGCAAGAAAAUGUCCUUUGUAGAAUCUUCCUUUUUCAGUGACAUUUACACUAAUUUACACAUAGUUGGCAGAAGGUAGAAGGAAAGCCGCUGUUUUUUUGUGGUGUUCAUGUUUAGUCACUUCACGGCAAAGCAGUCUCGUCAGAACAUGUUUAUUUACUUUUGAUGUUAAUGUAUCUCGGGGAGAUGUGUAGUAGUUAUGGGCAUACUUAUAUUCGUAAAUACGAAUACAAAUGUAUUUAAAAAAAUUAUUUUCUAUGUAUUUGGAUAUGAAUAUAUUCAUAAAUACAGGUGUGACUACAAAUAUAUUUAUAUUUGCAUGUGUAAAUACAACUAAAGGUGUAUUUGUAUUUUCAUACAAAUUUUAAUAUUUGCCAUUAGAGAAUACAAGUACACAAAUAAAAUACUUAUAUUGAUGUUUUUGUAUUCACAAAUAUGUAAAAAUAUUCACUUUCACAUAUUUGUAAUCACCUGUCUGUAAAUACGAGAAUUUACCACUUUCAUUCAUAUUUACGCUGUUUUCUCAAGCUCUAGACCACAAUUUUGUUUAUUUCCAAACAUCCUAGAGGAAAACUUAUGGUUCAGUCUUCACUGAUCCAUCCUCUCCCUAAAAUAUACCCUUUAAGAAUUAAAAACAAAUUAAAUGUAUAUCAGAAGUUAAAAACAUCAUAUAUGUACAGUUAUAUCUUAUGCAAAAAUAAAAUACACACAUGUAACAUAAUGUGUAGCAUAAAAAAAAAAAUUAUUUUCUAUCAAAGUUGAAUUUAAUCAGUGGCUUUAAAUAUAUGAUAAAAAAACUAAAAACCUUAUUAUUUUAAAAGCAAAAUACAGAAUUAUAUGUUUAACUAUGCUGUAGUCUGUAUCUUAUGUUGCACGAAUUGAAUCACUACAUAGAAUAAAACAAAGUCGCUUCCCGCUGUCUGUCUGUCUCUAUGUUUGCUUAGAUCUUUUAAUUUACGCAACAGAUUUUGAUGUGGUUUAUUUAAUAGAUAGAGCGAUUCAAGAGGAAGGUUUAUAUGUAUAAUACAUGCAUAAUAUAGUAGAGAAACACUGAUCAUUUUAGAGGUUUCUAAUGUGAUGUCGUAAAUAAACACAUUUUUUUGCGCUUACAUUGCAAACGCUGGUUGAACCCUACGAGAUAGAUCAAAAUAAUGUACUACAAGUAUUGUACACCUUAAAAAGGUCUACAAAAAAGUCCGCGAUGAUAUAUGUCUCUCUCUUAGGGAUAACCCACAAUUACCAUUUUUUAUCCUUUACUUUUUACGAGAAAUAAUAGCUUAUUCACGAAGCGAUUUGAAGCAAUAUAGCAUUAAUCCUUAUCCAAUUAACUACCUUAAAUACAUUAUGCAUUUAAUAUAGAUCAAUAUAGCCCUUUACAGUAUGUAAUUUAAAUGAAUAUUUUUGAUGAUAUUACAGAUUUAAAAUGCAGGGACAUAGCGGUUGCGGCGGCGCGUGCCUAUAAAUAGCGCGUCGAAGGCCGCGCUUCGCCCUACAGCACUUUAUGAUUAGCAGCGAUCGCACACGUUUCUGUAGUAUUAUUAGUGUCAGCAUUGCACAUGCGUGUAGCCGGGGCGGGUCGCUAGUACAAAAUAAAAUGAUGUAUAUACAUAUAUGUUUGCUGAUUUGUUUGUAACAAACUGUAAUCAAAUAAUAGAGGGUAUUAAAUGUUAUUUACUUCUAAUUGUAAUAGUGUGUUACGAAAAUGAUUUGCUUGUAAAAUAGUAGGGAUUAUGCAAAAAUAUUUCUUAUUCAAUGUUUUUUUUUGUAAGAAAGUUUUAAUCCACACAAUUUACUACGAAUCCAACGUAUGUUUAGGAUAGGUUUGUAAUACAGGUUUUCUUAUAGUUCAUUUGUAGUUGGCAAUUUUUUAGUGAAAGAAAUGGCAGUAGUGUAGAAUGUUCAAGGUCCACAAGUUUGUUGAAAUUUAAUACUCUUUGUAGUUUUUUUUAGAAGAUGAGGUGCAACUGUUAGAGUCUUGGCUUCUACAAGCAAAACAAUGGCAUUCAAUAUGCCAAAUUCAUUCGACUCAAUGUGAAAAAUUUGAAAAACAUGUUAUAUUAGAAGCAUACUCAUCAUUUAACUCAUGAGUGAAGUUGACUAUAGGGAAGUAGAAAAAAGGUGAUUAAUUGUGGUUUUGUGGAUUUGGUAUAGAAUAUAUUUUGAACGAUGUAAUUCAAGACAUAUGUAUUUUGGUGCACUAUUUGUUUCAAAAACUAAGGAUAGCUAUUAUUCAUCGUAAUGCCAUAAUUUUACAUCAACCUGUUAGCUUUAUUAUAACCAAAAAAAUAUUGGUUUCGUAACAAUAAUUUCUGCUAGUAUUUUUUAUAACUACAAUUUUUAAUUAAACUGUAUUUCUUCUUAAAAUGUUAAAAUGCUGUUAUUUAUAUUUCCUUGUACGUUUGAAGCACUUGAAUUACACUAAAACCCUGUUAAGAUAUUUUUCAAGGGAAUGGAUGCUAAAAACUUAUUAACAGGGAAAAAUUCAUUAAAAGGUAAAUACAUAGUUAAAAUUCAGUUGCUUCAUAAAAACAAAUUUUACUCAAAUGAAAUACUGUAUUAACUCAAAAAUUACACUUACAUAUUAUUUUCGUCAGCGUGCCGGAAAUUCUACACAAGUAUCAGUAAACUGAAUUAUUUAAAAAUAAUUUUAAUUCAAAAACCACAAUGAAAAUUAUCAAAUCAACACUAGUAAAAAAAACAGUAACUGGUAUUUACUGUUUUGAAAAAUACUGGGUUACAGUUGUUUGUUUUAACACAUUUUCAGACUGACGCAUCACAAAAUUGUCCAGUUCCCACAAGCUCUUCUUCACACUAUCUGGAACAUUUUGUGUAUAUACCAACCUUCAUUUGUUUACACUUUGACGUAACACCAGUAGCCAAAAGUUGGUCCUGCUGCAUCAUGAUUUUCCAAAUUUUUUUGCCAAACUCACUCUUGGUAUCAAUAUUAUUUUCAGUUUUUCUUCAAAAGCCAAUGCCUUCCGUUUAAUGGAUCUUCCACUACUUGUAGAUGCCAUUAUGCACUGUUUUUCACAACACUAAACAUUUAUUAUGCUUGAGAACCUUAAAAUCACCCCGAAAAAGAUCCCAAACUAAAACCCCUUAUUUGCGGGUUAUCAAUUACCUAUUAUUUACUGAGCAUGUUACAAAGUGCACGCAAUGCUUGCCAAAAAUUAAAAAAAUUCCAACAAGUCAACAAAUAUUGGCUGGUGAUAAUCUGGUUUACUGUGAAUUUGUAAUGUGGUAUAACUCGAACAGGGAAAAUGAACAGCCUCUCAGUCUAAACGAUGCAAGCAGAUGAUUUGUCAAAAAAUUCACUUUUAACAGUGUGUGGCGUGUGCAGUGCAAAUUAUUUCAUUAUCGUUUGAGAAUAAAAACUUAAAAUUUUAAAAAUUAACAAUAAAUAGUUUAAAAGUUUAAAGAUAAACAUUAUUUUAUUUUUUUUUCCACAAAUGCUGAACAUUAUAUGCGGGAAGCAUCUAUUAACGCAAAUUUUAUGAAUGGGAAAAAUUAACAUAGGGAUACUGUAUAUGGAAGUGAUCAAGGGAAUAAUUUUGUGAACUUAAUAAGCGGGAAACCUAUUAUGCAGGUACAUCUUAAGUGAGUUUUACUGUAAUUUCUUUUUAAGUAAAGCAUAUGAUGAUAUAAUUUUUUUUGGUAUUCUAUUCAUGUAAUAGUAGAUACAGACUACUGCCAUAUUUAAUUAAUGGUUUUUCCUUCAUUUUAAAACUUUAAUAUUAUUCUUAAAUAUCACGUGUUCAUAUAUUUUUUGAAUACACUGAUUCAAUUCAAGUGUGAUAAGUGAUUAUUUUUGUAUAAGCUACAUAUUGUAAUGCCAAUUUUUUGUGUAAAUUACCUUUGCCUGAGAAUAACAGUAUAUUAUGUUUUUAGUUCAUUGAAGCAUGUAAUAUGUAUUUAGCUAUUAAAAGGUAUGUUUUAAAGGGAGGGUUUACCGUUGGAGUGUAUACUAUAAUUUUCCUCUAGGAAGUUGGGAAGAACACAAAAUUAUGGUCUAGAUAUGGAGAAAACAGUAUAAAUAUUAAUGGUGUUAAAUUCACGUAUUUACUGAUAGGUGAAUACAAAUAUGCAUAUUUGAAUAUGUGUACAUAUUUGCAAAUACAAAUUUACUAAUAUGAAUAUAUAAUUCACAUAUUUGUAUUCUGUAAUAUGUGUAUAUAAAUAUUCACACAAUAAUACAAAUUUGACUUUUUUUUAUCCAUGCCUGAAAGUAUGAAUAUUUCUUAAACACACCUGUAAGUACGAAUAUAUUCAUCUUCACAGAAAAUAAUUUUUGUGAAUACAAUCAUAUUUGUAUUUCAAAAUACAAAUAUGCCCAUCUCUUAUGUGUGGGUGUGGAUUAUUUCAAUUAAUUGUUCUACACUCUUGGUUCAGUUUUAGAUGAACUGUUUUGGAGCCCUGUUCCAGAUCUACUUCCAACUCAUUGUCUAAUGUUCUGCCACACAUCAAAACUAACAUUGAUGUGGGCCGUGAAUUGUGUGAAACUUUAGGUGCUAACAAUGGAGUCUCUUAAUAACCUCGGUGCCAACGUAACUGUUUGUAUACCAGUCUAUAUAUACUCUCACUCUUUCACAGAACUCACUGCAAGUUUUUGUAACUUUUUUAUCGUAAUGUUUAUACUAGCGUGAAUAUACUGUAGUCACUUAAAUGCAAUGUAUGUUUGAAAACGAAGGCAUAAAACUUUAAUAUUGUAAAUAGCAAUGUAAAUAUGCACCAACUAUGGGAAUAAAAAUAAUUGCUUGUGGAAUAUAAUUUUGUCUAUAUUAAGCUGAAGCUGAUGCUGCAUAAAUGUAUGUUGCUGCAGUUGGAAGGAAUGAGAGUACUUUGUUAAUCUAAAUACUACUAUUAGCCAUUGUUAUAGAAUAAGUAUUAAUUACAUUUUCAUUUGUAGGUUGCAACAAAAUUUGAGCAAAUACCUACAGAUGGAAAUAAGAUAUUUGACUGAUGCCCUAUCUAUUCUAAGAUGCACCUCUCUGUGGAAAUAAUACUGCCCCAUACUAAAUAAUUCAUACCAGUAUUUGACACAUAGGCAGGUGGCAUAAACAAUAUUGCUGGGAAAAUUUUGAAACUUUUGUAAUGGCUUAUAAACUCAAAUUUGGUUGAUUAACUUCAGCUGCUCAGACUGGAAUGAGCUUUUCGUUCAUUGCCAGGCAAUGAAGGAUGGUUGAGAGGAGAGUCGUGUCUGAGUGCGAAUUUGAUUGGAGCAUAGUGCAGUCCAUGAGGCUAUCCAACCAAGAUAUCUGUUACAGGAAACUCUUUUGUACAUUUAUAUUUGGGAGGGGAUCAAUUACUCAGCUUUAAGUAUUGUUUGGGGAAGCUCUUCAACAGUCUUGAUUCUGCCCUUCAGGUCGAUUAUAUUGUCAAAGAAUUCAUUGAAUACACACCAGGAAAAAUAUAGGCUAGUAGCACAUACAACCUGGAAAUGUCUAGCUCAAACUCACACUUACAGCAUUUUAAGAAUUUCAGUGAACAUUAUUGUACUCAAUCCAACAAUUUCCAUGGCAGUGGUGUGUAUUUGGUCAAUCCGGCUUACAGCUUCAGGCUCAACUAAGUAGUGUUCAUUUGUAAACACUAUUUAUAUUGUUUUUGGGAACGAUGGGAGUAAAAAUUUCAAGGCAUAAGUUUAAUGCUACUUUAUUGUGAAACAUUGUUGUGAAACGAAUUCUGACGCUAAUAGGUUGCAGACAUUGCAGAAAACUUGUCGGAUCCCGUUCCCUUGAACGGGCUCCACAUAGCGUGAGGCUCAGGUUGAACCCCGCCAUGCUGCAGGGAUAGCGAGUCGCGGCGGUAGGGACCCACUCGCGCCUGACGCCAUCCGACUUGCUGGCAUCUAGUAAGGCAGUACUUGAGCAGAGGGAAACACAACAGGAUUUGAGCUUAUGUACACCGCAUCACAGGCCAUAUUCUUUCAAGUACGUAUUAUUUUAAUUAUGUACUUGUAUAAAUUUGUAUUGUUAAAAUGUUAAAUAUUUAUUGUUGUUGUGUAAAUAAACAUUGUUUGUGGUAUAAUGCUUUCACACUUUAUUUUGAGACAGUAAUUAUUGGUCACAAAUUAUUAUUUAACGAAAUCACACACCAUAAUAUAAUUAUGAGUCCACGAGCAUGUAAAUAUUGUAAGUCCAACUAAGAAUAUGCUAGUUUAAAAUAAAGUCCAAACAAAUCCUGUGCAUGGAAUAUUGUUUUUAUUUCUAUUUUUAUCAGAUUUUAAUGAAUACAAAUGUUAGGAUUCUUAAAUACUUGAAAAAGAAAUGAAAGAAAAAAUAUCUGAGUUGUUAUUGUUUAGAAAAUUGUUUUCUUUCUCGCUCUCUCUCGCAGCUGUUUUACACCUUAAGAUAUACUUAGAGUUCGAGGUUUGAAUUGAAGAAGUUUCUCUUUUAUCAUGUGUACAGUGUUACACGUGCUUUUUUUUUUUUUUUUUUUUAAUGUUGCCUGCUAUAUUGAAAUACAUUUAAAACAUUUGGUGUAAACCCCAUACCAGGGGUCGCCUAAGGGUCACUGACUCCUCCACUAAGCGCCAUGGGUCAAGACCUAGCUAGCUCAUCAUACCAGCAUACUGUCAAACUACGGCAGGCUGGAUACCGGGAAUGUCCGGCCCGUAGUAGUGUUGGCUUGUGGGCUGGAGUUUGGAGACCCCUGCUCUGAACUAACCCUUACAUGUGAUAACAUUUUCUCCAAAAUACCUUUGUGACAGUUUGUAUGGCGGCGUUAUUAAAUAUCAAACUUGACAAGCUUGACUUCUAUAAUGAGCAGUGCAGUAACAUUGUACAUGAAUUUCGCUUAACUUUUCAUUAUUUAAUUUCCAUCCCAAGAAGUUUUAUCAGGGUGUCUGAAUAAAUUUGAGACUGAAUAUUGUAGGUUAACAAAUGUACAUUGUUAUUGUAGAUAUUCUUGUGUAUCUGUACUAUAUAUCCUACACACACUGUGAAUUCUCCCCUUAAAAAUCAUUUGCUUGAUUUUAAGUUUUUAAAUUCACUUAAACUAAUUUAAAUUAUUUAAAGCAUUACUGUUAAUCUGUACUUAAUGUUUCUUACAGUUUUGUUUACAAACAUGUACUUUUUUAAACCAACAUUAUUUUGUAACUGCAACGUAUGGGAACUUUUAUCAUUGUCGUAUCUGAUUACCUGUGUAAUUUGUUGUUUAAUGUUCUCAACAGUUUAUAUAAUUAUACAUAUAUAUCUGUACCUUGGAGGCAUAAGACAUUUAGGGCAAUGCACAUUUAACCAUAAGCUUGACCAUUUGAUGUUAUUUCUAUUGACAUACUACACUAAGCUCUACAAUGUGUCAAAAUUAAUGUAUUUUGGGUACAAAACAUUUAAGCAUAUACAUAAGACUCUAUUUAAAUUCUUUAAACUGCUGUCUCUAAAUGUAGAUUUUGUGAUAUUGCAUUUUAUGCUUUCGAGGAACAGAUAUAUAGAGUCUCCUGUGUUAGAAAUUUCACUCAAAUGUUUGUUCUCCGUACAAAACAUCUUGGUGAAUGAACACUAUUGAUGGGGGGCUAUCUUCAGUCAGUAUUCCUGUAACAAUCUGUAAACAGCCAAGCUGUCACAAAUACCAGCUUGUAAAUAUGAUGUUGCAAGGACCAAUGGCAGACAACCCAAGUUCUCAUAGCUAAAAAGUUUGACUUGGGCUGUAUCUAUUGCUUUUACAAGCAUGUUUGUUAUUGGAAUGUUAUACAUGUUGAACAUUUAUUCAAAUUUUUGUUUACAUUCAAUAGCUAUUGUUUUUAAAGUUUGGUUGGCUCGUAUCAGUACAUGCAUUGUUAUUGAGAAAUGUUUGUUUCACAUUUUAUGCUUAUGAAUUUUGUUGAAAAUGUGAGCGAACUUAAAAUAAAACAAUUGAUUGACUGGGUUCCUCCUGAAA
Messenger RNA from Bacillus rossius redtenbacheri, 21589 nucleotides. RefSeq names its product mitochondrial Rho GTPase (gene Miro). NCBI's taxonomy places the organism in Eukaryota, Metazoa, Arthropoda, Insecta, Phasmatodea, Bacillidae. The transcript has 15 exons. Gene Ontology annotation, biological process: mitochondrion organization; small GTPase-mediated signal transduction; mitochondrion transport along microtubule. Gene Ontology annotation, cellular component: mitochondrial outer membrane. The record is from RefSeq and is a predicted model, not a curated record. Gene Ontology annotation, molecular function: calcium ion binding; GTP binding; GTPase activity. Bases 335 to 2254 code for a protein of 639 amino acids.